Messenger RNA from Anopheles coustani, 837 nucleotides. Its product is annotated as actin-histidine N-methyltransferase-like. NCBI's taxonomy places the organism in Eukaryota, Metazoa, Arthropoda, Insecta, Diptera, Culicidae. Gene Ontology annotation, biological process: actin modification; positive regulation of transcription by RNA polymerase II; peptidyl-lysine trimethylation. The record is from RefSeq and is a predicted model, not a curated record. Gene Ontology annotation, molecular function: protein-L-histidine N-tele-methyltransferase activity; transcription coactivator activity; histone H3K4 methyltransferase activity. The transcript is spliced from 2 exons. Bases 1 to 837 code for a protein of 278 amino acids.
AUGACGCGACAGAACAAGGUUCCGGUCAAUCUGUCCGGGUUAGAGGGGCAUGAUUUCACACUCGCCCUCAUACCUUACUGGGACAUGGGCAACCAUGCCUAUCCCACGACGCCAGAGGAUCGGCCGGACGAGCGAGCGAGACUCGUCGCGGCAACCGUAUACAAUGCCGAGCACGAGCGUCUGGAAUGUUUCCUAGAUGGCCCGGAUCCGGCACCGGAAGCAGGACCCAGUGUACCGAUAUUUAUCGUCUACGGCCAGCGAACGGAUGCUGAAUUUCUCGUGCACAAUGGAUUUGUCAUCGCAAGGAAUCCACAUACGUCACUGAAAAGAUUGUUUAAACUGAAUCCGGAGGAUCCAUUGUACAAGGAACGUUCGCACCUGAUGAAGCUGCUUGGUAUCCCCACGGAGGGCACAUUCACGUUCGGCUAUCCAACGCUCGGUCACGUGUCACCGGAACUGAUCGCGAUCGCUCGCGUUAGCUCAAUGAACGAACAGGAGCUUGAACUCUACACCACGAUGGAAGUGCCCCAACGAAACGAGUUAAUCGACUACGAAACCGCACACCGGCCGGAUCUUAUGAAUCGCGCGAAUUUAUGGCUGGCCAAAUCAAUGCGCACCCGACUCCAGGGCUAUCCGACGACGAUCGAGCAGGACGAGGCGCUAGUGGAAACGCAGAACCGCCAGAUGCAUCCCAUCCGCCGGCUGCUGAUCGAGUAUCGGCUUGAGGAGAAACGGUUGCUACAAAGCUACGUCACACUAGCCUGCGAUGAACUGAAGCGCCUGAUGGCGGAAAUUAAAUUAGGCACCAAACAAUCCCAGCAGUUUGUGGAGAAAUAG